GAGCGGCCUGCCUCGGGCGCCUUGACUCCUUCCGCUUUCCCGGCGGGCCCCGCGCGGCGCCUGCGUGCUCGCUGACCUUUCCCAGUCGGUUGUCGGGGUUCUGUGUGGCUUGAGGCCUUCAUUUAGCGGAGAUGUUUCAAAGCUUAAUUAAGAAUGUCUGGAUGCCCUUGAAGCCCUACUAUACCCAGGUUUACCAGGAAAUUUGGGUAGGAGUGGGGUUGAUGUCUUUCAUCGUUUAUAAAAUCAGGAGUGCUGAUAAAAAAAGUAAAGCUUUGAAAGGUGCUACACCUGCUCAUGGUCAUGGUCAUCAUUAGCCCGCUCCCUGAGUACACUCAAGAUGAAUCCUCAGUCAGCCUGUAAAUUUAAGCAAGCUGUGUUAGUUGGGAACAUGGAACGUCACUGUACACUUGCCUAAGUACCAUUUACUAUGUGGCAUCAAUAAAUGUAUCUGUGAGAUGCACCACUACCCAUGGGUACUACUCUCUGUGUCCUCUAAUGCAGCAGGUACCCUCAGAACCUCCCGGAGCCACCUCCUUAGGAAACCUGAGGAACGAGGAGCAAAAUCUUCGUUGCCCUAAGCAUUGGUGGUCAGACUGCAAUAUCCAAUAAAUACCUGUUAAAUGGUC
Messenger RNA from Nannospalax galili (Upper Galilee mountains blind mole rat), 626 nucleotides. It is a transcript of the gene Atp5mj, whose product is annotated as ATP synthase membrane subunit 6.8PL. The record is from RefSeq and is a predicted model, not a curated record. Gene Ontology annotation, cellular component: mitochondrion. The coding region runs from base 132 to 314 and encodes 60 amino acids. Lineage: Eukaryota; Metazoa; Chordata; Mammalia; Rodentia; Spalacidae. The transcript is spliced from 4 exons.